AUACAGAUUGUUUCAUAGGCAAUACAAAAUUUCAGUUAAGGCUUAACUGCCAGUUAUUUGUUCCUUGUUGACUUUCUACUUAAAAAUGUAAUGUCCUAGAAAUAAGUAAUUAAUGACCAACAUGACAAGAGAGGACAAAAGACGACACAAGAAGACAUAUGUAAAUAGCCACAAAAAGACAGACAGCAAGCUUAUUAUGUAUAUUUAAGAAUUUUGACGUCAGCAGUAGAAACCUUUUUUUUAUUGUUAGCUUGUGCGUACCAGGUCAUUUAUUUGAUUCAUAAUAGCUUUGUUGUUGCUUAUUGCACAAUUAAAUCAAUCUAAUCAUCUAAACAAUCUCAUUAAAAAAAGUCCGCAUUGAAAGCAUUAAAAAAAAAGUUGAUACGAAUUUCUCAAUUCGAUAAAAAAUAAAGAUGGGUUUAUCAUCUGGCAUUGUUUUAUUUAUGGGUUAUAUUUUUUUCGUUCUAGUAAUUUGUUAUUCGAAUUGUUCGAACUUUAAAUUUACUACCUCGACGCCGAAAAAGAUUACCUACUAUUUUGGCAGUCCUGAAUAUUUUACUAUCCGGUGUAAAACAAGCUCCCCGGCAGAGAUAUCAUGGCAGAAAUGCUCUGCACUUUCUGAAAGUAUUGUUUACUGCGAUGAGAAAUCUGCGAAGGAUCACCACAAUACACUCAAUUGUGUGCCUGUGUUAGAAAACAACACUGAGCUAAGCAGUCAGGUAAUUUCUGAUAAAGAGUCCUUGUUACGUCUGAAAAAACAGCCGAUAUACAUCGGUAUUGGCUGCUUUCAAUGCGUUGCGAAGUCAAGAAACACAUCUCAAGUUAUUAAACAAUCAACAGAGUAUUCUUACCAAGAUUAUUGCCAUACGCCUUCGAAAGCACAAGCAAAGGCGCAUCCAGAAUUUAAUCGUUUGCUCAUUGGUACACGUGCCACGAUAGGUAACGCAACAGUUGAAUUUAAUAUAUAUUGUAAAGUCGCACCUGUUGAAAAAAUCUUCAUACGCCAAUCAGUCCGUUCUGAUGGAAGUAUUGAUGCUAUAGCUACAUGGCAACACAGCAACUUACUUGGAGCAUCCUUGGUACGUGUGUAUGGAUUUUGCGUGAAGGUAACAUCACUCUUAACAUCACAUGUUAGUGAUUUUGGAAAUUGCUUCUAUGAUCUAAACAAUCAGAAGAAUAUAUACACCUACAAUCUCUCACACGUAACGAAUAUUUACGCCGAUAUUGAUUAUAAACUCGAGGUUGAGGCUCUACCCGUUUCCAGUCCUGUUCAUCAUUCCUUUACGAUCAAGUCCGCAACCGAACUUUGCGAAAAGUAUUUUGAAGAAAAUGGCGUUAUUCCCCUAAAAUGUCAAAUGGUAAAAAAUAUCACUGUAUCUCAUUGUACUUUCAAUAAAUCAGUGAAUAUUUCAUGGAUUGUACCAAACUUUACAAACAUCAAAAAUGUGACAUUCAUUCGAAUUUAUUCGAAUAAUUUUCUUAACACGGAGUUACCUAAGUCUCAGACAUUGAUUACACUCGAAAAUGUGGACGUGAAUACAACAGUUUAUAUUGAAUUAAAGCUCGCAGAUAAUUCCGAAAUUUAUUUGCACUCAGCAAGAGUGGAUUUAGCGCCCUGUCCAAAUAUGAUAACGACAACGACAACUUCCAAACCCACAACGAGUCCCACACGUAGAUCAAGUAUACUGCAACACAAAUGGAUGUUGGUCAUUAUAAUUCUCUCUGUUUUGAUCUUCUCUGUUGCAUUGAUUGCCUUCUUAAUUUAUUUUUGCGCAACUAAUUUACGAAAAGGACGCAUUCUACGAACUCCUUUAUCGACACCUCCAGAAAAUUACCCUUUGAACGAACCAGGAGAAAAAGUGAUGCUUGUUUAUCCACACGGCUGCCGAGAAGUGGAAAAUAUCGUUUUAUUUCUUGCGGCUCAACUCAAUUCAUUUGGUAUCGAAGUGUUGGUUGAUAAUUUACAGACUGAGAGAGUGGCAAAAUAUGGCUUGCCAUUUGUACUAAUGAAAGACUUUAAAGAUUCCAACUAUGUUAUAACUCUUUGUACAGAAUCAGAAACAAGUAACCUAGCGAGCCACCGUCCCUACAACUUCGUUAUGAACCAACUCGUUUCAACGGAUUGCGUUUUUCAAAAUGGCAGACGCUGUAUAGCUGUCUACUUCAGUAAGACACCAGAUCUAGUGCCAACCUAUCUUAGACAGAGAUGUUACUCAUUACCGCUCUCAUUCGAAAGAUUUGUCCAACAUUUACUUGGAAUACAAACAUUUUUUUCAUCAGUACACGAAAAGAUGUUCAACUUGAAAGUUGGUUACGUUGCUGACAGAAAAAAAGAAAUGAGAAUUUUGAUACAGUCCUUAAAUAUGGCCGAGCAUGGGUUAUGUAAUUCCGCCACGUGUAGAAAGGGACAGAAAACAGAAGACGAAGACUUUGAGUUUCCUUUAACAGAAGCUUUUGAGAAAGAGGCAAAAAAACAACAUUUUAACCAAGAUGAUUGCAGUUUGAAGUUUUCUUCAACAGAAUCUCUCACUGAAGACGAAAGUGUUCCACAAAAGACUAACUUAAAUGACGGGGCGGAGUACUAUACUUCAAUAAAACCGCCAGUGUACUAUGAUCAAGACAUACAUCAUUAUCCCCAAAAGAAUGACUGUCAGAGCGUGUCAUCACAGAAGAUGUUGAUGUCGCAAUUGUCAAGAAUCGAUGAAAUGGAACCCCUGGUAUGACACUUUGUGUGUUCAACUCGUGUAUAUAUAGAUUUUAAAACGGAUGUUCUGUUACAAAAAGAAUAAAAGAAGAUGCACUCUUAUUUUUAAUGGGUUUUUGUGAGCACUUGUAAAUACAGAAAAGCACCAUCUGUAAAUUUUUAAGUAAAUAUCAUUCCCGUCCGAUCAGAUGUUUCUCUCAAAGAGCUCUGGGGACGAGAGUGUGGUCAUUUUAUACUAUUUAUGAUGUCACAAAGGGAAGAAUAAUUAACGAUUGGUUAUUUUAAGUCAUGUUAAGGAAGUUUUAAAAAGGUUUCUUUAUUGCCAACUAGAAAGUGUAAAGUAACCUCAAACCCAGGGCCGUAUAGUCUUCUUUUUACAUGAAGAUAAAACGUGUAUCAUCCUUGCACUAAAAGAAACACUACAUACCCUUAAUUCGAGGUUGAUUUAGCGCCUUUUUUGAAAGUAUUCCAUUACACUUCCACCCUCGUCCCCAGGGAUUCUUGUCUUUUCGAUAUGAAAGAUUGCUCGCCGUCAUCUCAUACCUAAAACGCGAAAAUCCCUGGGGACGAGGGUGAUUAAAUCUCAUUCUCACCAUUCACAUUGUUUAUAAUGAUGUGACAUCUACAUUUCAAAAAUUUUACUUCGUCUAUCCCAAGUACUAUCUACGUCUCCAGGAUCUCUUAAUCCCUGAGCCCUUAUUUGGAGCAAUAAAAAGAAGACAAAAUUCCUUGGGAUCAAAAUAAAAAUACCGCUAACAAGUUGCUAGUGAAACGUGAAACAAAACAUUUUUUUAAUACCUUUGCACUACAUAAUUGCCUACUAAUAGGUUUUUGACUUCACCAUUGUGUGCAAACUUUUGGGUCAGCCAGUACUUAGAUGUUGAGGACAGCAGUAAGAAUUAUAAACAUUUAUAGAAAGUUGUGUAUUUAUUUAUAACUGCAUUUUCAUGUUAUUAACCGUUUUUUAAUUAUCUAUUUUUAACCAAAAAUACUUAGUUCACCACAUUUUGUAUAUAACAUUUUUUUAACAGUAAAAUUGUUAGUUGCUUU
Hydractinia symbiolongicarpus is the source of this 3754-nucleotide messenger RNA. RefSeq lists its product as uncharacterized. The transcript has 14 exons. The record is from RefSeq and is a predicted model, not a curated record. Bases 414 to 2723 code for a protein of 769 amino acids. Lineage: Eukaryota; Metazoa; Cnidaria; Hydrozoa; Anthoathecata; Hydractiniidae.